GCAUUGAAGGUUAGGUUCAGGGAUCGAAUCACGAUCCUCCGAGGCAAUCAUGAAAGCAGGCAGAUCACACAAGUGUAUGGGUUUUAUGACGAAUGCCUUCGGAAAUACGGGAAUGCAAACGUUUGGAAAUACUUCACUGAUUUGUUCGAUUACCUUCCUCUUACAGCUCUGAUCAACUCGGAGAUCUUUUGCCUUCAUGGAGGUUUGUCGCCAUCCAUGGACACGCUGGACCAUAUCCGAGCCCUGGAUCGUAUACAAGAGGUCCCUCACGAAGGACCUAUGUGCGACCUGCUCUGGUCGGACCCGGACGACCGUUCUGGCUGGGGAAUAUCGCCUCGAGGGGCAGGCUACACGUUCGGUCAAGACAUCUCAGACCAAUUUAAUCACACGAAUGGCUUGAACCUCAUAUCACGAGCCCACCAGCUCGUAAUGGAGGGUUACAAUUGGUGUCAGGAUAAGAAUGUGGUCACGGUGUUUAGCGCUCCGAACUACUGUUAUCGGUGCGGAAAUAUGGCUGCGAUUAUGGAGAUUGACGAGUCGAUGGAGAGGACGUUUUUGCAGUUUGAACCAGCACCUCGCAGAGGUGAGCCGGAGGUCUCGCGACGCACUCCAGACUAUUUCCUGUAGGUGCAAUUCACAAGUACUUCUGGUUGAGAUUUGUGUUCCAGGGCAGAAUGAAUCCUCCUCUCUGCGCGAGGGCCUCGGAAAUGGCUGGCGGCUUGUUGCCGCUGCGGCGCUGGAUGGCAAAAGGGAACAAGUCGCGGCUUCCAGUUGCUUGCCGGAUCCCUGGGUUGUUCACGUCUCCCGCCGAGCAGCCAACAUACCAGGUGAUUAUCUUCUUCCCCGUCUUCGUUGAUCAGAGAAAGGGCAUGGAGCAUUAGCCGAGCCAUGUGACGUCCCUGCUUCCCUGUGCUCCUGAUGACCCGGUUCAGAUCUCGUUCUGGAUUGUCGCAGGUUGGGUCUGGGCUGCUCGAUGAGGAGACUGGUGCGGGUCCAGGCCCGGGACAUGCUGCGUUCGUCGUGACUGACGAGGUGUUUUCCAUGUAUGUACUGAACUGGUCCAGGUCCGGGCCCGGGACCGGGACCGGCCCAGACUGCCGCGUUCGUCGUGAACUGGGCGUAUGAGAGGGACUGUACUGGUUUUGACAGUGGGACAGCUCGCAAGUGAUGAUGAGAUGAAUUUUGAUGAUGCUCGCGCUGAUGCGGCUGCGGAUGAGGACAAGAACUAGGGCAGGGAUAAAGGCCGCCAACGUGUACUUAUCCUGGGAGUCCUAGAUGCACUGCAGAGUGCAAUCAUGUUUUGGCUGGAAAGAAGAGAAUGGCUUCUGAGUUGAGGCUGAAGCUUGGAGAAGACGGUGGACGGGGCUUUAAUGAUUGCUUUGUAUUUAUUUCUGUUUCUGUGCAACAAGUUUGAUGGGUAUGGGUGAGUUUGGGCUUCAGGUAUGUUUUUGCCCGGUGGAGUACAGCAUAUUGAGUGUAGGCAAGUUUUGCCCGAUAUGGUAGCUUUUACUCGGUACGCGGUUAAGUUUAUGCCAUGAGCUGCAUGAUGCCUAGUUGAGGUUAAUUUGCCCCAUUUGACGGCGACACAUGUAACUGCGGAUGAACAAAGGAUAAAGUCGACGUGUUCGUCCAAGGAGCUGCACUCAUUCAGCGAAUGCCAAAUAGAUCCGCACAUGCAUGCAGGUUCUGUUGACUGAAUCGAGGGGUUGGCGGGACACAGAGCUAGGGAGGAGGGGAAAACUUUCAAGGGUGGGCUUCCCCUCACCGUGAGGAUGAGAGAGAGAGAGAGAGAGAGAGAGAGAGAGAGAGAGAGAGAGAGAGAGAGAGAGAGAGAGAGAGAGGGAGAAAUUAUAGCAGGGGCCAGGAGAGAAGGGAAGCAAAAGGAGCAUUUGUUAAGCAAGAGAGGCAGAGAGAGAAUGGAGGAGUGGAUAUCGAGAGAGCGAAAGGCGGGAGGUGGUGCAGGAGACGAAGCGUGCACGGAGCGAUGGCAGGAGGUCAUGUCAGGUACGGUUGUUUCCAUGGCUUGGGACAUUGUUCCAGCCACUGCCAGUCCUUUGUUGUGUGGGUGUUUUCUUCGUUUCUGAGUUGUGCUCCCUACUAAAUGGAAUGGAUGGUUCUGAUCCGCCGGUGCCAGUCCUUUGUCGUUGGAUGGAUUGCAGAUAUGAUAUUGUAGUGGCCACGAAAACUGGCUUUGGGAUGUGAAACCUGAAAGGCGGAAAGGGGACAAAGCUGCAGCGCUCCCCUUCACUGGAGCUUGGGCGGAAUAAACAAAUGCCUUUGGAGCAG
Molecule: messenger RNA, 2286 nt
Organism: Chara braunii
Lineage: Eukaryota; Viridiplantae; Streptophyta; Charophyceae; Charales; Characeae
Source: the annotation of a GenBank genome assembly